Messenger RNA from Pocillopora damicornis (cauliflower coral), 1197 nucleotides. RefSeq names its product E3 ubiquitin-protein ligase TRIM45. Lineage: Eukaryota; Metazoa; Cnidaria; Anthozoa; Scleractinia; Pocilloporidae. Gene Ontology annotation, molecular function: protein binding; zinc ion binding. The record is from RefSeq and is a predicted model, not a curated record.
AUAAUGCAAAACAAGAAAAAUGUAGAAGAACGAAUCAAAGACCUCAUUAAGACCACAAUGCCAGCACUUCCGGUUAACUCGUGUGUAGAAUUUGUGACGACAUGUGAACCAGAGAGUUUGAGUCUGGGAUUUACGAGAUUCAGCGAAACAGAUGUGCAAGGAUCGGUCGUGGAAGGACUGGACCACAAUUUUCAAGCUGGUGUAGAAGCAGAGCUACUGAUUUGUCCCAAAACAAGCGAAGGAGAAAUCAGAAACACUCAGCACACAGAUCGUGUUGAAAUACACAUAGACCCUGCGGAUCAGGUGAGGAGCUUGGUGACGAGUGAAAAAGAAGAUGGAAAUUUCCAAGCAAAAUUUGUAGCGAAAUUACCUGGUCCUUAUAAAAUAGAAGUAAAGAUAAAUGGACAGAAACUUGCCAAGAGUCCAUAUUCUAUUCUGGUCAAAGCACGAGAAUUAAAUGUUAUAGGCAAGUUGGACGUUCGGGGAGAAAUGCUGCAAGGUCCUGCCGGUAUUGCAGUGAACAGUAAAGGUGUUAUUGCUGUGGCUGAUUAUGGAGGUCACUGUAUCCUGGUAUUUGAUGAGACAGGAAAGUUUGUGCGAAAAAUUGGUUCUUAUGGAGAUGAGAAUGGACAAUUAAAGAAUCCAGCUGACGUCACGUUCCUAAACGAUGACGAGAUUCUGGUGGCUGAUCAAGGUAAUCAACGAAUACAGCAGUUGAAUGUACAGACAGGGAACUUUGUGAAAAGCUUUGGAAAAAAGGGAAGUGGAGAUGGAGGGUUUAUGUUUCCUGUAAGUGUUUGUAUUACAAGUGAUGGACGUUUUAUCGUUGUAGCGGAGUUUGCUAACAGCAGAAUUCAGGUGUUUUCAAUGGAUGGUGAACCUGUGUUUAAGUUUGGAGACAGCGGUCCAGAAAGGCUGGAUCUUCCCGCCGACUGCGUUUGUUACGAGGAAAGGUUCUUUGUAACUGACCAUAAUAAUAACUGUAUGAAAGUGUUUGAUGAGAGAGGACAGUUUUUGUACAAGUUUGGAGAAAAUGGAAACGGCGAUGGACAGUUGGAUCAGCCGCAUGGCUUAUGUGUUGACAAACAUAAUAACGUUUUCUUAUGUGAUCGGGGAAAUAAUCGAGUUCAACAGUUUACAUUGGAUGGAACUUUCACUGGAAAGACAAGUUCAAAUAUUCAGUUUGGAUGGCCGUGG